Molecule: messenger RNA, 576 nt
Organism: Sparassis crispa
Lineage: Eukaryota; Fungi; Basidiomycota; Agaricomycetes; Polyporales; Sparassidaceae
Product: Peptidyl-tRNA hydrolase
Exons: 3
Coding region: 1-576 (191 amino acids)
Molecular function (GO): peptidyl-tRNA hydrolase activity
Source: RefSeq, a predicted model, not a curated record
AUGGCCGCCAUUCGUGAACUUUUAAUUGUUGGUCUAGGGAAUCUUCCGUAUCCUGCUACAAGACACAGCGUAGGGCAUCUCAUUCUUGAUGCUCUGGCCUCUUCCAACGGCAUGUCUCUGCGGCUGGACCGAGUCGUUGGAGGCUUUGUGGCAAGUAAAUCGGACGUCCCGUUCGGUAAAAUUACGGUCAGCCUUACGCUGUUCAAGCCCAAUGCCUUUAUGAAUAUUUCUGGACGAUCCGUCGCAAAUGCACUGCGCAAAACCGUCGUGUCGCCCUCAAAUCUGAUUGUAAUACAUGACGAUCUGUUGCGCAAACCAUCGACUCUAUCCCACAAAUUCGGAGGCUCAGCAAAUGGUCACAACGGAGUGAAGAGCAUCAUCGCCGGUCUUGGCGGGGAAACCGGGUUCCAUCGUCUAAGGAUUGGAAUUGGACGUGAGGGGGAUGCCGCUGAGUAUGUUCUUGACCGGCUUCCGUUAGACGAGCGUCUUUUCUGGAGUAAAGGAGGUGAAGGUUUCGAGCUCGUCUGUGGAGAGAUCGCGAAGAUUGCCUCGCGGAAAGGAAAUGGUCUGCGAUAG